GCUAAAACCGCAAGAAUAAAUAUAGCGUACCGCAUAAUUAGGGUAGGUAAGGCAGCAAAGAAGAAGGAAGUAGAAGAGAUAGUAUUAGGCAUAUUGCGUAGGCAUAAGAUAGGCAAGGUUAUAGUAUAUAGCAAUUUAGUGCUAAAGGUUAAGAAGUUAGCAAAGAAGUUAGGUUAUUAUGCAUACUAUUAUAAGGCUAUAGGCAAAGCAAGCAUAUUAGAAGAAUUUGCUGCAGGUAAAAAGUAUAUAAUUAUAGCAAUAAGCGCGUUAGGGAUAGGCAUUAAUAUACCUAAUAUCUAG
Molecule: messenger RNA, 300 nt
Organism: Boeremia exigua
Lineage: Eukaryota; Fungi; Ascomycota; Dothideomycetes; Pleosporales; Didymellaceae
Exons: 2
Source: RefSeq, a predicted model, not a curated record